AUGAACACGUCUUUUCAGAAAUUAUCUUUGCCAUUCGAUUCCUCCCAUCGGAGAGGAAAGAAACGCGGUCCUCGUCCCAAGAAAUUGACCAAGGACGAGAAACGUCAGAAACGCAUUGAUGCCAAUGAUCGGGAGCGGCAACGAAUGGGCAAAUUGAAUAUUGCCUUUGACAAUCUCCGACAUUUGUUGCCCAAACACGGGAACGACCGGGAAUUGAGCAAAUUCGAGACCAUCCAAAUUGCCAAGAACUACAUUCGAUCUCUUCAUCAGUUGUUAGCUCAAACGGAUCCAAAUUACUCUGGGUCCAUUUGCAGUGACGACGAUUCGUCCUUCGAGUUCUCCUUUUGA
This is a messenger RNA of Tigriopus californicus, 348 nucleotides long. Its product is annotated as protein atonal-like. Bases 1 to 348 code for a protein of 115 amino acids. Lineage: Eukaryota; Metazoa; Arthropoda; Copepoda; Harpacticoida; Harpacticidae. Gene Ontology annotation, molecular function: protein dimerization activity. The transcript has a single exon. The record is from RefSeq and is a predicted model, not a curated record.